GCAGCAAAAAGCCCACGUUGGCCGCUCUGUGGAGCGCGGCGCGGAGAGGCGGGAGGCUGCGAAUUCCGGCGCCGACGCGCGGCCGCUGCCCCGCGCACCGGUCCCCUUUCCUCCCAACCCUUCUGCGAAUCGGCUUGGCCGGACAGCCAGGGGAGCUCUGAACGGAAAGCAAGACCCUAGGCGCCUCGGUUUGGGGAGGGGAGCGGUGUGCGAUUUGGAGAGGGGGGCGACAGUGCCCGAGGGGCGCAGAGUUAGAGAGCCAGAAGGAAGUUUAGCCUCGCGAAGACGACUGGCAUUUCAGGACGCCUCGUCGCCACAGCCUGGGCCCUGCGGUGGGGUGAACUCCACGGUGGCCCUGCGGGCCGAGGAGGGGUGCGCGCGGGGAGGAUGCCGGGCGCGCAGCCCCGCUGCUGAGGCCCCAUUGCCCCGUCGCCCCGGUCCAGCGCAGCUAACCAGCCGCGAGGCGCGGAGCAGUGCAAGCGUGCGGGCGGCAGCGCCCGGGUGACCGCGCCGUGACCCGUCCCGGCGCACCCCGAAGUGGACGCACCUGGCCUGGACCAACGCUGACUUCGGGCUCUUGCACUUCGCCCCUUUGCCUGCCCUCCAGACUGGGCUCCCUGGGGGUGCCCCGGACGACCAUGAGAGAUAAGGACUGAGGGCCAGGAAGGGGAAGCGAGCCCGCCGAGAGGUGGCGGGGGUUGUUCGCACCCAGGGCAACCGCGGCGCUCCGCCGCUCGACGCCUCGAGUGGCCCUCGGGGCCGCCCGGCCGGGCGGGGAUGCCGGGGCUGGGGCGCAGGGCGCAGUGGCUGUGCUGGUGGUGGGGACUGCUGUGCAGCUGCUGCGGGCCCCUGCCGCUGCGCCCUCCCCUGUCCGCCGCCGCCGCCGCCGCCGGGGCGCAGCUGCCUGGGGACGGCGGGAGCCCCUCGCGCUCCGAGCAGCAGCCGCUGCCGCCGCAGUCCUCGUCCUCGGGCUUCCUCUAUCGGCGCCUGAAGACGCACGAGAAGCGAGAAAUGCAGAAGGAAAUCCUGUCGGUGCUGGGGCUCCCGCAUCGGCCCCGGCCCCUCCACGGCCUCCAGCAGCCGCAGCGCCCCGCUCUCCCACAGCAGCAGACGCCCCGCGGGGAGCCCCCUCCCGGGCGGCUGAAGUCUGCGCCCCUCUUCAUGCUGGAUCUGUACCACGCCCUGUCCGCCGAUGACGACGAAGAUGGGGCGUUGGAGGGGGACCCGAGGCACCCAGGGUUCCACGGAGGGGCCAGCUCGUCCAGGCUCCGGCCACCGCCCGGAGCCACACAUCCCCUCCUGCGCAAGAGCCUCCUGGCUCCGGCACCUGGCGGCGGCAGCGCGGCCCCUCUGGCCACCUCACAGGACAGCGCUUUCCUGAGCGACGCGGACAUGGUCAUGAGCUUUGUGAACCUGGUGGAGUACGACAAGGAGUUCUCCCCUCGCCAGCGACACCACAAAGAGUUCAAGUUCAACUUAUCCCAGAUUCCUGAGGGUGAGGCGGUGACGGCUGCUGAAUUCCGCAUCUACAAGGACUGUGUUGUGGGGAGUUUUAAAAACCAAACUUUUCUUAUCAGCAUUUAUCAAGUCUUACAGGAGCACCGGCACAGAGACUCUGACCUGUUUCUGUUGGACACCCGAGUCGUGUGGGCUUCAGAAGAAGGCUGGCUGGAAUUUGACAUCACAGCCACCAGCAACCUGUGGCUGGUGACACCCCAGCACAACAUGGGGCUCCAGCUGAGCGUGGUGACACAGGACGGCCUCCAUGUUAACCCUCGCGCUGCGGGCCUUGUGGGCAGGGAUGGCCCUUAUGACAAGCAGCCCUUCAUGGUGGCCUUCUUCAAGGUGAGCGAGGUACACGUGCGCACCGCCAGGUCUGCGCCAGGUCGGCGUCGUCAGCAGAGUCGUAACCGCUCCACCCAGUCCCAGGAUGUGGCCCGGGUCUCCAGCGCUUCCGAUUAUAACAGCAGCGAGUUAAAAACGGCCUGCAGGAAGCAUGAGCUCUAUGUGAGCUUCCAAGACCUGGGGUGGCAGGACUGGAUCAUUGCACCCAAGGGCUAUGCUGCCAAUUACUGUGACGGCGAGUGCUCCUUCCCGCUCAACGCGCACAUGAACGCCACCAACCACGCCAUCGUGCAGACCCUGGUUCACCUUAUGAAUCCCGAGUAUGUCCCCAAACCAUGCUGCGCACCAACUAAACUAAACGCCAUCUCCGUCCUUUACUUUGAUGACAACUCCAACGUCAUCUUGAAAAAAUACAGAAAUAUGGUUGUGAGAGCUUGCGGAUGCCACUAACUCAAACUGACUGGCUGCCAGACACACGUUGGCCUUGGAGUCCUCACUGACACCUGCCUUAAAAAACCCGCAUGAAACGCGCAGCACAGCGGAGAGGGAGGAGACUCGCACGCAGGCUGGUGCCUCAGGCGCUGCCGCCAGGAAGGUUCCCAAGGACCUGGCUCGCAGCUGCUGGCCCUGUGAAUGUGUGAGUAGCUGCUUGUUUGGAGCAUGAGAUCUGUGAACUGCAGAAAUACAACUCUGAGGCCCCCGCUGACCCCCAAAGUUAGUCUUUGCUGUAGGUCAAGCUGUUUGUGUAAGUGCAGGAAUGGAAAAACUGCUCUUGGAGCAUAAGUAUUCCUGGAUAAAGCACCAGCUGCUUCAGUCGUAUCAAAGUAGGUUUCAGAGGUGGGGGGCUCUGUUCCCAGUGGGGCUGAGUGCUUACUGGACCAGUGGCCUGGACCCUAACAGGGCUCCACGAAGGUGCCUUUUGUCUCAUGUUUGCUAUGUGUUCGCGCUAGUGUCCUUGGUGUGAGAAAUGUGCUCAUUGCCGUCAAAACAAAACAUCCCAUUCCCAUGCCUCCAACCUCCUGCCCCUCUGUGCUACAACUGAAAGCCGAGCAAUGGAUGGGGGCGUGCGGGGUGGCAGUGGCCCUCAUUCCCACCGCGCCACCUCUGAAAGCAGCCCUGCGCCCGCCAGCACAGGACGGCUCCUGGCAACGCUCACUAACCUCCGCAGCGCUGGCUCUGACAGCUCAUCCACUCACCGCCGGGCCCCUGCUGUCUGCACGGCACCAGGCGGUGCAGCAGGGCGAGUCCCGUGGGGGAGACCGCCCUGGGGGGAAAGGGGUGCCCGCCCCAAGAGCGGGUUCCUGAGGCCACUGUGCUGCUUAUGAAUCGAAAUCACAAUGUCCUCUUGUAGAAAAGGAAGAUUCAGAUUAAAUCUUAGAAUAUUUUUAAAAUGUCUUUUUCACAAUCAUGUACUGGGAAAGCAAUUCAUACUAAACUGAUUAAAUAAUACAUUUAUAAUCUAGAA
Molecule: messenger RNA, 3310 nt
Organism: Cavia porcellus (domestic guinea pig)
Lineage: Eukaryota; Metazoa; Chordata; Mammalia; Rodentia; Caviidae
Gene: Bmp6
Product: bone morphogenetic protein 6
Exons: 7
Coding region: 778-2295 (505 amino acids)
Biological process (GO): BMP signaling pathway
Cellular component (GO): extracellular region
Molecular function (GO): growth factor activity; cytokine activity
Source: RefSeq, a predicted model, not a curated record